This is a messenger RNA of Amblyraja radiata (thorny skate), 3665 nucleotides long. RefSeq names its product rap guanine nucleotide exchange factor 5. Lineage: Eukaryota; Metazoa; Chordata; Chondrichthyes; Rajiformes; Rajidae. Gene Ontology annotation, cellular component: plasma membrane. Gene Ontology annotation, biological process: Ras protein signal transduction. Gene Ontology annotation, molecular function: guanyl-nucleotide exchange factor activity. The transcript is spliced from 26 exons. The record is from RefSeq and is a predicted model, not a curated record. Bases 136 to 2781 code for a protein of 881 amino acids.
AGAAUGCAGAUUAUAUGCAUAGCAGAAAGCAAAUGGCUGGGUGGAGUAGGUAAAACUGCAGCUUGUUAAACAGAGCACAGCAGACAUAGCUACAAACAGAAGUGCUUUGCAGAACAAGAAGGAAAAUGAGUAUCUAUGAUCGGUUGUAAGAGGAUGGCACAACCAUCUGAUAUUCCUGGCAGUCUUUGUGUCCCAGAAGUAGGACUCUUAGCUGCUUUAAAAUGGAACAGAAAUUCAAAGGGACAAGGACAAAUAAGACAGAAGAUAAAAGACCUGCCUGCAUUAUUCAAGAAUGGAUUGAAUCUCAAGAAGAAACAUGCUGAUGUGCAGAUAGCAAACUUGGAAAAGAAUGCUGAUUCCAAUCUAUCAAAUUCCACAAGAAAGAUAUAUUCGGAGACCAUUUGCUGUGCAGGGCGAGCACUAAGGGAUAACUUUGUAUCACUGGCACCUCACUUACUGAAAGAUCGAAUAGCUGAUACUGGGAAAUUCAAGAGAAGCUCCGUGGGAUUUGAAAUGGUGGACUGGUUGCUUGAUCAAUGUUCAUUCAUCGACACUCGGACCAAGGCAGAAGGAAUCUGGCAGACUUUGUUAGAACUGGGAAUUAUAUCUUCAGCAACGAAAAGCCAAGAGAGAUUUGAAGAUAAAGAUAUUUUUUACCAGUUUUCAAACGAUGAAUGUGAUGUCCUAGUCUGCCCCUUUGGAAAGGACGAGGAAUGGAAAAAUGGUGCAAGACUGCUUGGGCACUUAGUCCCAUAUAUUCAAUCAAGAACAAAUCUGCAGAUAAUCUCUGAACAGAAGUCAGCGGAGGAGAAAAUAGUUUCAUCUGAUGAAGUCCUGCAAAUUCAGGAGCUUGCUCUUUUAUCAGCUACGGUGAAGAAGGAGCUGGAUGCUGCUAUUGCUUCAAAAACAGAAACAUCACCGUGCAAGGAAGAGAACAGAAGCCAAGUUGAUUUGAAAGACGCUGCUGAAAAUCUCAAGAAGAAUAAGGAUGGAAUAGUUUGCAGUGUAAGGGAGGGAGACGAUAUUGAUGGCAAUGAAUUAAUCCAAAAACAGUCAACUGUAGCUCCUGUUAUUCUGACAGAAGACGUUUACCAUGUUCAUGCAGUCACUGAAGAGAAUUUCAGCAGGAUACGGAAGAGUGAUGAAGUGAGUACCAUCCGAGUGAAAGAACAAGGCCGUGAUGUACUCAUCCUGCAAAAGGUGUCGUCAUCUAGCCCAGCCCCCGCAGCAGGGAGUGCCCUGAAUGAUUUGAGGUACGUGGUGGUGGCUGGAACCCCUGAAAAGAUUCUGGAGCAUCUGCUCAAUGAUAUACACUUGGAGGAAGGUGAAUGCAAAGAGACUGAUAUCUUGCUGGACGAUUUUCUUCUUACAUACACAGUCUUCAUGACAACCAGUGAUUUGUGCCAUGCAUUACUGAGACAAUAUUGUUCUCAGACACAUGCUGAAAAACAAGGAGUCUUGAAAAACAGCUUGUACCGAAAGCGUAAAGUUCUGCGUAUUGUGUCACAGUGGGUCUAUCUUUACAGGACAUUAUUACGAGAAGAUGAAAAUACUAAAUUGCUUUUUAAGAAACUUUAUAGGUGUGUGCUGGAUGAUCUUUUUGAGUACCCGAGUUUGGAGAAAGAUUUGAAAGAACUCCAGAGCCUGUUUCGGACACCUCGCAGACACACCAUUGAUGACUGUUCACCGCACAAGAAGAAUCCAACAAUUUUCAAUCAACUCAGUUGCAGAGAAAGAUGGCUACAACCUAAACCAUAUGAAGCUGAGGAAGUUUUUUGCCGUGUAUAUUUGGCAGACCAUUCGUAUGUUAGCUUCCGAACCAAAAUGUCGACAUCAGCACAGGACAUUCUUCACAGAGUGGCUGAGAAACUUCAACAGUGUGAAAAUGAUUUAAUUCUGGUGGCAGUCACAUCUUCUGAGGAAAGACAUAUUCUCCAACCUGAUGAUGUGUCAAUUUUCAAAUCUCUUCAUCCCACCACCCGGAUAUUUGUUUGUAGAAAAGAUUCCAACAACUGUUUGUCUCCUACAGUGGAAAAUGAUGAAACAUCACAAAGAGCCAUACAAGUUCUUGGAAUGAACACCUGGCAUUUAGCCAACAAACUCACCAAUUUUGACUGGGAUUUGUUUAACUGCAUCUGCGAGCAGGAACUGAUUUAUUACACUUUCCGCAGAGGGAACACCACUGCCAACCUUGACUUUUUGCUGCAACGGUGUAAUGAGGUUCAGCUAUGGGUCACGACUGAGGUCCUCCUCUGCAACCAGUUGUCCAAGCGAGUGCAACUUGUGAAAAAGUUCAUAAAGGUCGCCGCACACUGCAGGGCACUGCGGAACUUUAACUCUUUCUUCGCCAUUAUAAUGGGUCUGAACAGUGCUGCUGUCUGCCGACUAUCUCAAACCUGGGAGAAAUUGCCUGGGAAAUUUAAAAAGCUCUUCUCUGAACUUGAACAUUUAACAGAUCCGUCUUUGAAUCAUAAAGCCUACAGAGAUGCUUUCAAAAAGAUGAAACCACCAAAAAUACCCUUCAUGCCUUUGCUGCUAAAAGAUGUAACAUUUAUACAUGAAGGAAACAAAACCUUUUUGGAUAAUCUUGUCAACUUUGAAAAGUUGCACAUGAUUGCAGAUACCAUUAGACUGCUGAGGCACUGCAGGAAUAACCAGAUCAGUACGGAUGGUAGUCGGAAAGACCACCAAGAUGUGAAAACCUACAUUCAUCACUUGCAUAUUAUUGACAACCAACAGAUAUUAUUUCAACUUUCUCACAGGCUUGAACCAAGAACUUAAUGAUAGCUUCAUCUUCCUGUAAGAUUACGGUUGUUGAAAUAAACUGUGAGGAACUCGGACAUAUCAACUGUGGCGAACUGGCUUGUUGAGAGUGCUACGCAGGGGAUCUUUUGUCAAACCUCAGUCUAUGCACAAGUCAGUACAAGAGAUGAAAAACAGACCAAAUUACUUUCAGAUGAGAAAGUAGCAAUGGGUUUGAUGAGGAUUUCACCCUUGCGUAAAAUCAAAAAAUCCUGUUUCAUUAUCCGAGAUACAUUGACAGCAGUCAAGAAGCCAAGAAACAUUCUACGUGUUUGCUGAAACUAAGCAGAACAAAAAGGAUUGUAUUAUUUUCAAUCCACUUUCUGUUCCCAAAAAUGUCAAAGCACAGAUAUUCAGACUUACUUCAAGGCACUGUGGCCAGGAUCUUCGUCUCUGGCUUUAUGUAUGGCAUCAGUGUUAUGGGAUGGGCCUUGUUGCUGGUGGAUCAAUGUGCCACUGACGCCAGCAUUAUGUCCAGAAUGGGCCUUAUUCAGACUUGUUUUGACAGGAUUUCCACAUGUGCUUGAGUGCCAUGCAGUCAGUUUGAGCCAGAACUAAUAGCUGUCACCAAAAAUAAAUCAAUGCAACGUCACAAGGAUGCAUUCAACUGAGAACAUUAGAAAACAAAUAAUCUUGUGCUAUAUUUAGUGAUUACAAAAAACCAUUGGAGCUCAAAACUGCAGAUGCUAGAAAUCUGAAAUACAAUUUAAAAAUGUGAUAAUACUUGCCAUCACAUUAAGUUUAAAAGAUGAUUUGCCUUAGGUCUUGUUUGUGGACCUCCUCUCCUCAUUAUUAAAUGUGAGUGUUGUUAGCAAUCAACAGUAUUAAAUUAAAGGGUUCAAAGGUCAGUUUAUUGUCACAUA